GAAAAACAAAGGCUAAAAAGAAGCAAAGUAGCCAUGUCUGCAAUAUCUGCUUCAUCUCUUAUACUCCAAUCUCUCAAACCCAAAGCUUUAUCUUUACCAAAUUCAACACCCAUUUCCCUUUCCCUCUUCUCUCUUCCUCACAAGCCCCAUGCAAAGCCUCUCUUCUGUUCUGCUCUUCAAAGUUUCGAGAUUUUGGCCAAAAGGUCUUCUUUUUCUUCUAGGUUCGUUAGGAACGUUGCCGUUUCAUCCGAGUAUGGUCAGGAAGAAGAUUUAUUUGGUAGUGACGAGGAUGGAGAAGAGGCUCCUGAUUUCUCCCCCGACUUGAAACUUUUUGUGGGUAACCUUCCUUUCAGUGUGGAUAGUGCUCAGCUUGCUGGCUUGUUUGGAAGCGCUGGAAAUGUUAAGGUGGUUGAGGUGAUUUACGACAAGGUAACUAGUAGAAGUAGGGGGUUUGCUUUUGUAACCAUGUCCACGAUUGAGGAAGUUGAAGCUGCUGAACAACAGUUCAAUGGCUAUGAACUGGAAGGGAGGUCAUUGAGGGUAAACUCAGGACCUCCUCCUCCACGUAGGGAAGACUUUUCUCCUAGAGGAGCAAGGGGUAGGGGAGACUUUUCUCCUAGAGGAGCAAGAGGCAGGGAAGACUUUUCUCCUAGAGGAGCAAGAGGCAGGGAAGACUAUUCUCCCAGAGGAGCAAGAGGUGGUCCUCCUAUGGGAAAUUCAAAUCGUGUCUAUGUCGGUAACCUUUCAUGGGGUGUUGAUGAUAUGGCACUCGAGAACUUGUUCAGUGAGCAGGGCAGUGUUGUGGAAGCGAAAGUCGUUUAUGACAGGGAAAGUGGUAGAUCAAGGGGAUUUGGCUUUGUAACUUAUAAUUCUUCUGAAGAGGUUGACAGGGCUGUCAGAUCCUUGAAUGGUUCUGAUUUGGAUGGCAGACCAAUUCGAGUCACUGUGGCAGAGUCUAGGCCAAGGCGUGAAUUUUGAGUGCAGAUCUUUCCUACCAGUGCUGCUAAAUUCCUCGGGUAUGACUCAAAGAUCUUCCGUUUCAAUAUUAAAACACACGAACUUUCUUGUUGACCUUUAUCUCAUCUAACAUUAUAACACAUUUUUGGAUGAAUAUGUGCAAACUGACAUGUUAAGCUCGAAUAUACAAAAAUUGGUCUUAAAUUUAAUGUUCAUUGCCUAUAUUAAUAUAAGUUUGGAUUGGAUUCUCUUUUUAUCAGGGACGCCUAGAAUAUGCAGCUGCAGUCUUUUCUGCUCAUGGGAGUCUAUAAAUAUGCUUCUUGUUUUGGAUGCAAUGGCCGAUUUGUUCUUUUCAACAUCAGUCUUUAGAUUAUAAAAAGUUGACAACAUCUAUUGAAAUAUUUUUCAUUAUAUGUUCCAAGUAUCAUAUGAUUUCAGUGACUGACAAUGUAGCCUAAUGUUUUGCCUCAUUGGAU
Molecule: messenger RNA, 1433 nt
Organism: Hibiscus syriacus
Lineage: Eukaryota; Viridiplantae; Streptophyta; Magnoliopsida; Malvales; Malvaceae
Product: RNA-binding protein CP29B, chloroplastic-like
Exons: 5
Coding region: 34-978 (314 amino acids)
Cellular component (GO): cytosol
Molecular function (GO): mRNA binding
Source: RefSeq, a predicted model, not a curated record